CGGCGGCCGCGCCACCACAUAAUGCGCUGUUUUUUCGCUGAUCGAAGAAACUUCUCAACCCGAAUGUUAGAUUUUUUCCGUUCGGAAAAAGAAAGAAACGUUUGUGGCGUUCUGAAUAUUUUGUAUGAAAGAAGUUCCGUGUUCGAAAACCUAAUGUAAAAUAAAGUUGUCUGUUUAUAUCGACAGAAAAAGAUUUUCAGAAUUUCUCGGGUUCUCAUUGGCUUACCUUCAUGAUAUUUUGCGACCAAUGAUAAUCGAGGCCCUUUACAUCUUUUCAACCAAUUAUAAAAUUACGUUUUGUUCAUUGCGAACAUAUUAAAAAAAAAAACUUUCUGCGAAAGUGGCGCGUUUUGAACCUUUUUCGAUUCAAAUUUGAAUUUUUAUAAUGUGUGGUGACUAUUGUAUUUAGAGUAUGUACAGGUGUUUUAGUUUGCGUGAGGACCAAUUUAAGCUCGAUAUGAUUAAAAAUGUACAGAAACAAAUAUGCAAAAGUGACACGACACGGCAACCAUUAGAAGCAGGCGCCGAGACAUUCAGCCAGCGCAGCCCUGGCGGACAUCGCCCCAGUUGCUCCUUGGAUCGAACGAUUGCGUACCUACCUAGUUACGACGCACGGCCGUAGCCUCCGAGCCCUAUCCAAAUUUAUGUGAUUGUCAGAUUCAAUUUAUAUUCCAAAAGAAUACCAUAAUUUUCGCGUCAAAUUGAUCAAAUUUCAAUAGGGCGCAAGAAUAACGUCGAUGCAUAUCGACAAAAAAUGGAAGAUUCCUAUAUCAUUGCUAAUCUUCACGCUUUAUGUCGCCUGUGUCUCAACAAAAGCACCUUCACAACUUCGAUUUUUGGAGCUACACCUGAUGAUGAAACUAAUAUUUCAUUAACCUCCAAAAUAUCACAAUUUUUUGAAUUACAGAUUGACCCUGAUGAUGGACUGCCAGGAAAUAUUUGUUACAAAUGUCUGUUCAAGGUAGACAAAUGCUGCAAAUUCAAACUUCAGUGCAUACAAAAUGAAAACAGACUGCGACAAAUCACUAACCGAGCUGGUGAAUUAGAUAACUCAAACUCUUCUGAAGUAAGUAACUAUAUUUAUAGUAAUAGUCAAGAAUCUAUGAAACCAAAACAUGAAGAAUACAUUGUUGAGGACAGUGUUGUGAUGGUUGUUGAUCCGAGCCUCGACUAUGACUCCUCAGAGGAGUCUGAUAAUACAGAACAAGUUGAACAUGAAACCCCUGAAACUGAGAAUGUUCCCGACUGUGAACCAAUACCUGAAACAUUCUUCAAAAAUGUAUUCAUGUGUCAAUACUGUGACCAAGCUUUUAUUUCUCAAGAGAAAUGCAAAGAACAUGAGCAACAUUAUCAUGACCCCAACUUACCAUACAAGUGUGUUGAAUGCAGUAUAGUUUUUGCUGAACGAAGUCAAUAUGUGCAACAUACAAAACAAGUUCAUGGCAAUGACAAACCUUAUCACUGUCCAGAGUGUGAAAAAUGUUUUGGUAGACGAUCGGAUCUAAGAAAGCAUUCAAUUGUCCACACUGGCAUUAGACCUUACCAAUGUCAGUAUUGUUUAAAAAGUUUUUCACGCAACACUAAUUUAAGUAAACAUCUUCGUAUUCAUGCUGGGCAUAAGCCACAUGUUUGUCCUUUAUGCCCAAGGAGCUUUGUAGCAAGGGCUGAUCUACAGAGGCAUGUAUUAGUUCAUUCUGGAAUGAAACCAUAUGCAUGUCAAAAAUGUCCCUUAACAUUUGGAAGAAGAGACAAGCUCAUUAAGCAUGAGGUGAGACAUGGUUCCACUAGCCAACAUCACAAGACUGGUGAAUAUGAUAAUGACCAAGACACACAUGAUAUGGUAGUAAGUGUAAAUCCUUUUAGCAACCUUAUGACAUCACCCCCUCAACUAAAUCCUGAUUCAUCAAACAUGGACUAUGAACUUCCCAGAAUACCAGAUCACAUAUCAGGAGAAAGCAGUUUCAUGAAUCAAGUGUCCAAAAAUCCUUCCACAUCAGGUAAACAAACUCAAAACUCACCCACAAAGCAGAAAUUAGGUAACAGCAAGAACAAACCAAAGAAUAUAAAAUGUCAUCAAUGCCCCAAAAGAUUUUCAUCAUUAGAUGCUUAUAAAACCCAUGUAUCUAUAGCCCAUGUCGGGUCAAGGGGUUUUCAAUGUAAAAUUUGUUUUAAGAAAUUUCUGAGGAAGCGUGAUCUAGAUAGACAUGCUACAAUACAUUCGGGAAUCAAGCAUUUUUCUUGCAGCCAAUGUGACAAGAAGUUCACAAGGAAAGACAAGCUAGACAAACAUGAGGAGUCUCAUGAGAGUAUGGUUGUGAAUAUGCCUUGCAUUGAGUGUGGUGCCACUUUUGAAAAGAAAGCAGAUUUAGUAGCCCACCUCAAAUCUCAUUUCGCUGAUCAGUUUGAUGACAAGAGUCCAGAAACUCAGAUCAAAAAGGAAGAAGAACCUGACUUCCAGAUGGAUGAUAACUUUUAUGAUUUAGAGACUUGAGACUUUAUUUGAUAUUAUACAAAUGUCAUUAUUAUUUUAGAAUUAUGUUUUGUUUAGUUUGUUGAAUCAUUUUAUAAUUUAAUUAUGUGAAAUUAUGUGACGAUGUUUCUACAGAUUACUUAACAUGAUUAUUGUAUAGCCAUAAAGGGAGAUUGUUUUAAAUGUUGGUUAUUUACUGUUAUACUUUGUCAAGGCCUACUUUUCACUGGCAAUAAAAGAGUGAUUAUUAAACUUUGUAUGAUUAAAAAAUAUGUAACCUCUUGUGAGUAGGACAGUAGAUAUUGUAUUUAUAAAGUAGUAUUAUCAUAACAAAGGUUAAAUUUAAAAACAAAAUCUUAUGGAAUUAAUAUUUAUUGUUCCUUUGUUUGAAUAUGUUAAAUGGCUUAAAUGUUAAUAUUUUUUCAUUUUAGAAUCUUUAUAAUUAAACUAUGCACAAACUACUGUUUCAAUCAAUAAGUGAUAUGUAGUAUUAAACUAUGCUAGUAACUAUAUUAUUGUUUUGUUUUUAUCACAUUUCUUGUUUUCAUUACAAAUCUUAAAAUUAUUAAUCAAAUACAGAAUGUAUGUUCUAGUGUAAUAAAUAAAAAUACAACAAUUACCAAGAAGCUUGGCAAUGAAAAUAAUAAGUAUAUAUCAAUAAACUUUCUUAAAUAUACAAGUAAUGUGGAUAAUAGAUCAUUUUAUAUAAGUGUACAAGACUAAAAUACAUUGUGAUACCAAAAUAUGUAAAAUAUUGUUUCCUGUGUAAAUGCAUGGUUUAUAAAUGCAUAAUAUUUUUAACUUUCACUAGAAAAUUAUUAUAAUUAUUGUAGUUUAACUCCUCACGUCCUAAAUUGUGAAUCUGAUCAAGGACUUUAUCAAUAUGAUGAGGAGUAUUGAUACUAUUUUAUUAAUACUAAAGUACUGAAAUAAUUAGUAUUUUGUAUCAAUCAAAACUAAGGGAAAAAGAUGUGCAAAGUGCAAACAAAGACACAGCACCACAUGCUUGAGAUUUUUAUUAAUAUUUCAUUAGUACCAACAAAGUAUAUUUUGAUUUGUUUGAACUCUCAUUAUAACCAAUCAACCAGCUAAUGGAUUUGCAUGUAUAGUUACUGAUGUUAUCCUGGCUUCUGUGAGAGGUUUAAAUGUCUUUGGAUUUACUGGUAAUUUUUCUAAAUCAUCAAGUGCCUCGAAACCAUCUAUAACUCUGAAAUAAAAUAUUCAAAAACAAUGAUAAGUCUUAAUGCAUGAUUCACUCAUAAAUAUAUUUGUAUUAUUUUUCUGGAAAUAUAAUUACCUUCCAAAUAUUGUGUAUUUUAGAUCUAGGUGAGGCUGUUCUCCAUAGGUAAAGAAAAACUGGCUGCCAUUUGUAUUUGGACCAUUAUUUGCCAUACUCACAAUCCCUCUUGUAUUGUGCUGCAAAAUAAGAUUUUGUUGUUUAAUAUUGCCAACCAAAUACAGUUUUUCACUUUAAAGAUAAUGCUAACUUACAAAAAGUGCUUCCAAACAUAACUACAAUCUACAAUGUAUCACAAUAAACUAUUUCAACUUACCUUUAA
This is a messenger RNA of Plodia interpunctella (Indianmeal moth), 4029 nucleotides long. RefSeq names its product zinc finger protein 665-like. The transcript has 2 exons. Gene Ontology annotation, molecular function: zinc ion binding. Lineage: Eukaryota; Metazoa; Arthropoda; Insecta; Lepidoptera; Pyralidae. Gene Ontology annotation, cellular component: nucleus. The record is from RefSeq and is a predicted model, not a curated record. Bases 755 to 2491 code for a protein of 578 amino acids.